Messenger RNA from Fusarium musae, 663 nucleotides. RefSeq names its product BAR adaptor protein Hob3 (gene HOB3). NCBI's taxonomy places the organism in Eukaryota, Fungi, Ascomycota, Sordariomycetes, Hypocreales, Nectriaceae. Gene Ontology annotation, cellular component: actin cortical patch; medial cortex; mating projection tip. The transcript is spliced from 2 exons. The record is from RefSeq and is a predicted model, not a curated record. Gene Ontology annotation, molecular function: lipid binding; protein binding. Gene Ontology annotation, biological process: endocytosis; actin cortical patch localization; plasma membrane tubulation. Bases 1 to 663 code for a protein of 220 amino acids.
AUGGAAGCUGCUGCUUUACGACUACAAAAGGAAUCAAAGGGGUAUCUUGACUCCCUGAGAGCCAUGACCGCAUCGCAAAUGCGAAUCGCCGAGACGAUAGAUGCGUUCUACGGCGACUCAGGCGCGAAAGACGGUGUCAGCAGAAGUUACAAGCAGGCCGUCGAGGAUCUAGAUGCCGAAACCAUCAAAGCCCUCGAUGGCCCCUACCGAACAACCGUUCUCGACCCCAUCACACGGUUCUGCGCCUACUUCCCCGACGUCAACGAGGCGAUUAAGAAGCGCGCUCACAAACUGCUCGACUACGACGCCCUCCGCGCAAAGGUGAAGCGCCUCGCCGAGAAGCCCGACAAGGACGCCACGAAGCUGCCCCGGACCGAGAAGGAGAUGGAGAUGGCAAAGGCUGCUUACGAGCAGCUGAACGAGCAACUCAGCACCGAGCUGCCCCAACUUAUCGAUCUCCGCGUGCCGUACCUCGACCCCACUUUCGAAGCCCUCGUCAAGAUCCAGCUGCGUUUCUGUGCAGAGGCGUAUUCGCGCAUGGCGCAAGUGCAGCAGUACCUGGAUGCUGACACCAGAGAUCAGUAUGCCGAGGGACAACUAGACGCCAGAGUGGAGCAGGUGUUGCAGGAGAUUCGGGAGUUGAGCAUCAGCGGCACGGUCUAG